CACCACAACAGCUAUGCCUUCCAUCCAUUCAGCACAAGACGGAAACGACGAGACCACGCAAAUACCAUCCAAUGAACCUCAAGGCAACCCAGAGUCACCGGAUGAUGCUGCUAGUGAAUCUCAGCCUCUGGCCUUGGACGAGAAUUCGCCGGCUUAUUCCUUGCCGCGAUGGCGCAAGUUACUUCGCACUGUAUUUGGCAUGCAGCAACGUAUAACCCAGGCUGGAGGGAAUGACACGUUCGACUAUGAGCAAAGAUUUCCCGAAGACAAGCAGUACGAGGAGCUGGGUCCACUUGCCCGGGUAUGGAGAACAUACCUCGAAGAAUGUGCAAAAUUUGACGCUGAGAUGGCGGAAGGAUGGAGGGAUGGAUUGGAUGUUUUGCUAGUUUUUGCUGGUCUUUUCUCUGCCGUGGUCACCACGUUUGUCGCACAGACAUCCCAGAACCUUCGAGUUGACUAUGGCCAAGUCACGGCAUCACUGCUAUUCGAGCUCAUUGAUGUCCAGCGUGCCGCAGCCAAUGGUUCCCUCGUCAACAACAUCCCUCGUUCAGGCCUUACUCCAUUCUCAGACUUUCGUCCUACGACUUCCGAUUCGUUGGUCAAUGGACUGUGGUUCACGAGUCUCUCAUUCAGUCUGGCUACUGCGCUCUUUGCUGUCCUGACCAAACAAUGGAUCCAUCAGUACAUGGCAGUCCCAUCGGGCACACCUCGAGAUAGAUGCCGUAUACGUCAAUUCCGAUACAUGGGACUAGAGCAGUGGGGCGUGGGCUUCAUUAUUGGACUACUACCUGUCCUGAUGAGCGCAUUGCUUUGCGUCUUUCUAGUGGGUCUAGUUAUUUUUCUAGUCCCGCUGCAAGUGUCAAUUGCAUCCGUCGUUGGAACUAUCACAUUCAUAUCCUUCACUGCAUACUUCAUCACCAACUUCCUGCCCAUCAUAUACCCCUCAUGCCCAUACAAGACACCAUUGUCACAGUACACUUUCCCUCUAUAUUCCUACAUUGCCUAUAACAGUAUUUUCGCU
Messenger RNA from Desarmillaria tabescens, 1021 nucleotides. RefSeq lists its product as uncharacterized. NCBI's taxonomy places the organism in Eukaryota, Fungi, Basidiomycota, Agaricomycetes, Agaricales, Physalacriaceae. The transcript has 3 exons. The record is from RefSeq and is a predicted model, not a curated record. The annotation marks the transcript as partial.